Colias croceus (clouded yellow) is the source of this 2086-nucleotide messenger RNA. Its product is annotated as fukutin-related protein. NCBI's taxonomy places the organism in Eukaryota, Metazoa, Arthropoda, Insecta, Lepidoptera, Pieridae. The record is from RefSeq and is a predicted model, not a curated record. Gene Ontology annotation, cellular component: Golgi apparatus. Gene Ontology annotation, biological process: protein O-linked glycosylation via mannose. The transcript has 5 exons. The coding region runs from base 81 to 1580 and encodes 499 amino acids.
UUGUUUUUAUUUUUAAUUGCUUUGAAUUAAAAAUAAAAUUGUAAAAUAUUAUAAUAUGAUUGAAAUAAUAAAAUCUCAAAAUGAGAUUGAUAUUAAAUCGGUUGUUCCGAGGUCGUUUUUCAUUGAAAGUUUACAUUUUUAUAAUCGGUGCAAUAAUAAUUUGCGGAUACCUUUUGCCGCAUUAUAAGCUUUAUCCCAUAGCUCCUGUGACUAUAGCUCCCGUAUUGGCUCAAUCACGAAUAACAAAGCACUUAGCUAAAUUGGUUACAGUGGUGUUUCGUCAGUUCGAAGAUUUUGAGAAUGAUGUUGCUGAAAGUGUUCAAUCUUUCGUGGCUGCAUAUCCAAAUAUACCAGUGUUGAUUCUCAGCCAGGGCCCGCAGUACCCGCCUUUCCAAUUUUCCGCCUCUAAUAAUACACUGCGUAAUGUAAAAAUCGUGUCCUUAGAGCUUAAACUCGAUUCUUCUCCAAAAGAAUUGAAACCUUUAUCUUAUAUUUCAACAGAGUUCACAUUGUUCGUACCUGAUUCAACGAGGGUCUCUCGUCGUUUAUUACAGCAAUUACUUACGGCUGCUACAAGCAACCCAUCUCAAGGUAUAGCUGUGGCAGUUGGUAAUUCGCACACAGUUUGUCAACAAGUGAAAUGGAAUUUUGUUGAUUGGACCUUACAAUAUAGAAAAGAUGCAUCAAAGAAAUUAUGUGAUGCUGUGCAAGGACAACAUGCUGUUAUAUUCAAAACAUCUUUACUUCAAACACUGCCUGACCCAUUUGUGCUGCCCUUUCCUGAAUCUCUUUACCUUCAGACAACUGUUAAAAAUAUUAAAAUACAAAUAUUAGAUGGUAAACUCGCUGCUGGCAGGAGUGUAUUAAAGACGCCUGUUGCAAAACAAAAGGCUUCAAGACGGAUGAGAGAUUACAGGAUGGCUCUCUACAAGCAACUAGGUGUGAAGACUGUAAUAAGGGAUGAUGGAAGGGUACAGUGGUAUGGCUGUAAACGGGAAUCUCAGCGAUGUUUCCCACCCGUGCAAGGCACUCCAUCAUACAUUCUAGCAGGGAGGAACACGCCGCCUUGUUGCAGAAGGAACAUAAGACGCACUGCUGCACAUGUCCUCAGGGCUUUGUUGCAAGCUGGAGCAAGGUGUUGGUUAGAAACCACAUCACUGCUAGGCGCUGUUGCUAGGGGUGACCUUCUGCCAUGGGCAGAGUAUGCCGAAAUAGGCAUUCACGCGGCAGAUCUAUCUCGAGUAUCCUGGCUUCAGCGAGGAGGGGCUGAUAACGACGGGUUCAUAUGGGAAAGAGCGACUAAAGGCCAUUACUAUAGAGUCGCUUAUUCCGCGACGAACCGGGUGUAUGUGUUGAUACUGCCCUUUAAUCCAAAGAAUGGGACUAUGUGGCCAGCGGAUUGGGUGAUGGCUCAUCAACGGGAGUUCCCUGAACGACAUUUGCAUCCACUUGCUCAGAUACAAUUCGCGGGUCGCCAAGCACCGGCACCGAACGACGCGCGCGCUUUUCUUGACUUAAAAUUAGGCGCCAAUUCUCUUGAGAGAUGUCAAAAAAUCGGCCCUAAACUUAUCUAUCCAUAAGAAUGGCUUUUUAAUACCAAAAAAUGGGGAAAAUAAUAUAGCAUCGGACUAUAUUUGAUAAUUUUUAAUUUAGUCCUUAAGCUACGCUUUGUAUUUUUUACAGAUUAUCUUUUUUUUUACACAUUUUUGUAUUAAUUUACCAAAGAUUAGCACUUAGAAAAAUAAUACGGAAUUUCUAAAAUUUACCGUUUCAUUUGAAGAUAUGUAAGUACAUUUAGAUUUGUUUUUUUGUUGGUUUAUUAUUUUGUGAUAUCUCAGUAUUAAUUAAAUAGGUAAUAAGUAGACAGCUAUGUUUUUAUGCCGAGGCAUGACACGGUCGCGACACGGUGUAGUCACGGAGUGCUUCAUCCUUUAUAGUGUAAUGAUAAUGCUAUUUGAGGCUAAACAUUUAAUUAAAUUAAUAUUUAUCUAAUAAAUAAAUAAUAGUACAUGUCAUAUUUUCAUGUAAAUUGUGUAAACUCAAAUUGACGUGAAUGUAACUAAGGAAAGGUGUUAAAAUGUUGUUA